AUGGUGUCGGACGAGCUGCGGCGCGCACGGGAAGAGAACGAGAAGCUGCGGGCCAAGCUCCGCACGACCAAGGCCAAGCUCAAGCGCAAGAAGGCCGAGGCCAAGCAGCUUCGCCGCGCGCUGGCCCAGGAAAUCGACGACAAGGCGGCGCGCCGUAGGCAGGAGCUGGCCGUCGUCGCCGCGGCCACCAUGCAGCAGCCGCCGCGAAUCAUGGCCACGCCGGCCAGCAUGCACGCCAGCUGGUCAACUUCAUCGUCAGACGCGUCGACAGUGUCGCCGCAUUCGUCGCAUUCGUCGCCAUCUUCGGCGUCGAGGUCGGGGUCGGGGUCGGGGUCGGGUUCGUUUGUGUCGUCGCCGCUGCCGGUGUCGAGCUUUUCGACGCCGCACGCGUUCCCCAUCGCGGUCAUGGAGCACGUCCACCAGUGCCUGCCCUUCCUCUCGGCCUACCUCUUCUCCCCGCGCGACUUUGUCGUACAGGACCUUCGACAACCGAUGCUCGCGUUCGACAUGGGAAAUGUGAUGGACCCCACCAUCAUCUACGCCAACCCGGUCCUCUGUCAGCUGCUCGGAUUUUCGCCGAGGCCCGGCUAUCCGCUCAUGAAACUGUGGGCCGACAGUAAGAACUGUGAGAAACAGAUGCCCCUGCUCAUGGAAACCCAACCUUCGAUGUACAUCAGCGAGUUCAUCUUCGCGGAUCCCCUGCUGCGCUGCGUGAAUGGAUUCCACGUGCGGGCCUCGUUCCUCAUGCAGUUCUUCUUCGACCGCCGCGGCCGCAUCAAAUAUGGGGUGGCAUGCGCGGAGAGCUGGCGCCCGGAUGUGCCGCGUGACGGCGAAUCGCUACGGGAAUGGCACGACGACCUCCAUGACGACCUCUUGGGCGCCCUGGACCACCUCGUGGCCGACGACGAUCCGCCCUUCCAGGGCAGCGGCGACGAUACGCCCUUCCAGGGCAGCUUCCCAUACGCCGCGGACCACGUCAACAGCAACGGCGGCUGGCAGGCCCAGCAAGACUACGACUUUGGCGGCAUUGGCGGCGACCACCUGCCCAGCACGUUCAUGGAGGAGGUCACCUACGCCAUGCGUUCAUAG
This is a messenger RNA of Acanthamoeba castellanii str. Neff, 1089 nucleotides long. RefSeq lists its product as uncharacterized. The transcript is spliced from 5 exons. The record is from RefSeq and is a predicted model, not a curated record. Lineage: Eukaryota; Discosea; Longamoebia; Acanthamoebidae. The coding region runs from base 1 to 1089 and encodes 362 amino acids.